AGCACGGAAAUGUUUAUGUUUUUCCGGCAUUCUAGCAAACAGUAUAAAGUCAACUUUAACAACGACACUUACUAGGCCUAAAGGGCCUACGUUGUUCUAUUUGCAGAUGGCUCUCCUCUCUCUCUUCAUGUUUCUCUCCAUGCUAUCAUCUUUGUGUGACUGCCACCCUCAAUCUGCUGGGUCCAUGAGGUCAAUGGCUGUAUCCAAUCAUACUGCAAGGAAAGACUCAGACGUAGCUGCAGAGGUAGCAGGUUACGCUGAUGUGGCCAAACAGAUAAUUGACCUGGCUGUUUUUGGAGCUGCCCAGAACCGCUCUUACAGACGGCUGGCCGACUUCACCGACACCAUCGGGAACCGUGUCAGUGGCUCACAGAACUUGGAGAUGGCCAUUAAAUACAUGUACAAUGCUAUGACACAGGAUGGGUUGGACGUACAUUUAGAGCCAGUCAAAAUCCCACAUUGGGUGAGAGGGAAGGAGAGUGCAGAAAUGAUUGCACCCAGGGCCAAAAGUCUGGCUAUACUGGGACUUGGUAGCAGUGUUGGGACACCACCUGAGGGUAUCAAGGCAGAGGUGUUGGUAGUUCAGUCUUUUGAUGAACUGAAGCAAAGAGCCAGCGAAGCAAUUGGGAGGAUUGUAGUCUUUAACCAACCAUUUGUCAGCUACGGGGAGACGGUGGCUUACCGUGCUUAUGGCGCCUCUGAGGCAGCCAAAGUGGGGGCUGUGGCCACGCUCAUUCGCUCUAUUACGCCAUUCUCUAUUAACAGUCCCCACACAGGUUUGCAGGACUACCAAGAUGGAGUAAAGCGCAUCCCUUCUGCCUGUAUCACCGUGGAGGAUGCUGAGCUGAUGUGGCGUAUGGCUCAGAGAGGGCAGAGGAUCGUGGUCAGACUCACAAUGGGAGCCAAGACUCUGCCGGAUGCUGACUCCUUCAACACAGUGGCUGAGAUACCAGGCUGGGAACACCCUGAGCAGGUUGUCUUACUGAGCGGCCAUUUGGACAGUUGGGAUGUGGGUCAGGGCGCCAUGGAUGAUGGAGGCGGAGCCAUGAUUUCCUGGGAGGCCCUGUCACUCAUCAAGGAAUUAGGUUUGCGUCCAAGGAGAACCCUGCGGGCGGUGCUGUGGACCGCUGAGGAGCAGGGGGGUGUCGGGGCGCAGCAAUACUUUGAUCUACACAAGGUGAACAUGUCAAACUUUGACCUGGUCAUGGAGUCUGACAUGGGGACAUUUACCCCGGAGGCUCUGCAGUUUACUGGCAGUGAUGCAGCACGAAAGGUGAUGGCAGAAGUGGUUAAACUGUUGGCUCCCAUUAAUACGACCAAACUGGAGGCACACGGAGAAGGGACAGACAUCUCCCCGUGGUUAAAGGCAGGAGUACCAGGUGCGAGCCUCCAUGUGGCAGACAGUCGAUACUUUUGGUUCCACCACAGUGAAGGCGACACCAUGAGCGUUCAGGACCCUCAAGAAAUGAACCUCUGCUCGGCAUUGUGGGCCGUGGUCGCAUAUGUGGUGGCCGACCUACAGGACAUGUUGCCCAGGUAACCAGUUCAGGAUGCUGAGCUGACCUGAACAGCACAAGAUCACUGUGAACUGGACGGGUUCAUUUUAAAGGUCCCAUGUCAUGGCCAUUUCUACUGUAAUAACCGGAAAAGCAUGACAUGGGACCUUUAAACAAACAGUCAAAUCAAACUUAUUUUUUUAUUUACAUGAGAUUGAAUGGUUUGAUUCAGGGAGUCUUUGUUUACACAGUGAAUGUGAAUCAUACUCAGAUAAAGGAGUGUAUCCAAGAGUGGAUUAAAAGUAGAAUGUUGCAUGAUUUCAGCACAAACCUGUUUUAUUUAUUUUUUCAUUUUACAAUAAAAUACAUUUGUCAUUGCAACAAUAAGUUUGUUUGAGAAUAAAGAUCCAAUAGAUUUACAUAAUGUUUUUACUCUGGGCGGUUCCAUGGUUAUCUUAAAUCUUAAGCAAGAUAACCAGGACUAAAAUAGGCCAUGUAAAAUCAACAUAGCACAUGCUGAUAUGACCAUUCUACGAAAUGUUUUAUACUGAUUUUGAGCAGAGAAGAGCACACUGCUUAAAACCACAGAAACAUUUUAUCUUGUUCAUGGAAAAGCUCAUUUAAAAAGUAUGGUUUACUGACUGGGACAAGAAACCAAGAAAGUUAGAAUAGUGGACUUGCUUAGGUACUUUAUUUUUCUGAAUGUUUUUAUCUUUUGGGCUGAGAAAUCAAACAGGCAACAACAAUGAGCUAAUAAAUAAGUAUUAUGAGACAAUGUGGAACUGUUUAAAUCUGUAUCUGUCUGUAUGCAUUUAUAUUGUGCGCUGACAAAUCAAACAGGCAACAGCAAUGAGCUAAUAAAUAAGUAUUAUGAGAAAAUGUGGAACUCUCUAAAUUCCCAAUGGUUUCAUCAAUUUCAAGAAGAAUAAGAAAGAAGAAUGACCUCAUCUUAACAUUUACAGGAUAUUCGGUAAUAUUUAACACACCAUUGCCGUGUUGUAAUAUGAUAAUUGAAGUAUUAUCGUUUGCUUUACCACGU
Molecule: messenger RNA, 2535 nt
Organism: Trematomus bernacchii (emerald rockcod)
Lineage: Eukaryota; Metazoa; Chordata; Actinopteri; Perciformes; Nototheniidae
Product: carboxypeptidase Q-like
Exons: 11
Coding region: 107-1540 (477 amino acids)
Biological process (GO): peptide catabolic process; proteolysis
Molecular function (GO): metallodipeptidase activity
Source: RefSeq, a predicted model, not a curated record